Messenger RNA from Entamoeba nuttalli P19, 627 nucleotides. Its product is annotated as rodhanase family domain containing protein. The transcript is spliced from 2 exons. The record is from RefSeq and is a predicted model, not a curated record. Gene Ontology annotation, cellular component: nucleus; cytoplasm. Gene Ontology annotation, biological process: protein dephosphorylation; positive regulation of G2/M transition of mitotic cell cycle; positive regulation of G2/MI transition of meiotic cell cycle. Bases 1 to 627 code for a protein of 208 amino acids. Gene Ontology annotation, molecular function: protein tyrosine phosphatase activity. NCBI's taxonomy places the organism in Eukaryota, Evosea, Mastigamoebida, Endamoebidae.
AUGCUCCCUAAUACUGUAAAUAAAAAGAGAGAUGUAAUGAAAAAAGAAACAGAAAAAAUGAUUGAAUCUCCAAAAAAUCCUUGUUUAUUUAGUAGAAUAUUUAGCUUGAACUUUGACAAUCCAUAUAAUCUUAUAGAACCUUAUUUUCUUCACCAAUUAUUAUUUUCAAGGAAGAGUAAGUUAUACUUAUUUGAUUGUAGGUAUGACUAUGAAUAUGAAGGUGGUCAUAUCUAUUCUGCAAUUCCUUGUCCUUCUAAAAACGAGUUGGAGACGUUAUUUUUCAUAAAAAAACAAGUAAAUGUAAUAAUUGUAUUUCAUUGUGAAUAUUCUCAGAAUAGAGGGCCAGGUCAGUGGUUACUUUUUAGACAAUUAGAUCGAGAAAAGAAUAAAGAUCAAUACCCUCUUAUAUGGUAUCCUGAUGUUUUUGUACUAAAUGGAGGAUAUCGUUACUUCUAUCAAUUAUUUCCUGAAUGUUGUGGAGGAUAUAUUAGAAUGGAAGACCGUCCUUUUGAUACAUCAGAUAAAUCAAAACCACCAGUUAAAAUUAGUUGUUGUAGAAGGUUAAGAAAUAAACCAAUUUUUGAGUGUUCUCCUAUUCUUCCAACAAGAAGAGUAAAGACAAUGUAA